Cydia fagiglandana is the source of this 1516-nucleotide messenger RNA. RefSeq names its product juvenile hormone epoxide hydrolase-like. Gene Ontology annotation, biological process: epoxide metabolic process. The record is from RefSeq and is a predicted model, not a curated record. Gene Ontology annotation, molecular function: epoxide hydrolase activity. The transcript is spliced from 8 exons. The coding region runs from base 1 to 1515 and encodes 504 amino acids. NCBI's taxonomy places the organism in Eukaryota, Metazoa, Arthropoda, Insecta, Lepidoptera, Tortricidae.
AUGCGUGUGUCCUUGCUCUUGUGUCUCGUGUUCGUGGCAUGUGAGUGUAAAGUCAAAAGAAAUGACGAUUUACCAGACACAAGCCCGGUGGAAGGUCUCCUGGAAACGAUCAACAUAGUGUUUCCAGUGCUUGCUGAUAUCUUCAAAAGCGCCUUUGGAACAGUAAAUCGAGUUGCUUUCCACGCAGCUCUAAAGGGAGCAGUGCACUUGGUGGACCUGGCCUUCCCCGCGCAACCCCCACCCCGCGUGCCUGAACGUUGGUGGGGGGACAACCAGUACAGAGACACCAGUAUUAGGAGGUUUACAGUGCAUUUCUCCGAUGAGAUGAUAUCCGACCUACGCUACCGCAUACACUACCGUCGGAACAUUACGCGUGCGCUCCACGGCGUGGCCAACACUUACGGUACCCACGCCGCCUACGUCGCCCACUUCCUCAACCACUGGGCUUACAAAUACGACUUUGAAGCGAGAGAAGAUUGGCUGAAUAGCUUUCCGCAAUAUGUCACAAACAUUCAAGGUCUAGACAUCCACUUCAUCCACAUGAGACCUGCCAACCCUCGCAAGAAGGUGCUCCCGAUCCUGCUGCUGCACGGCUUCCCGGUCACCGCCUUCGAGUACGUCCACGUCAUUCAGAACCUGAUGGAGGAGAGAGACGACUGCGACUUCGUGUUCGAGAUCGUCGUGCCGGACCUACCGGGAUAUGGGUAUUCAGAGGCAACAUACAAGCCAGGCAUGGCGCUGUAUCAGAUGGGCAUCAUCAUGAAGAACCUGAUGCUGCGCCUGGGCAAGCCGCAGUUCUACAUCCACGCCGGGGACGUGGGACACGUGGUGGGCGAUGCUAUUGCUACACUCUUCCCUGAGAGGGUGCUGGGAUUCCAUACUAACCUUCCUAUUAGUAACCGUCCCCAGUCACUCACCAAAUGGGUGCUAGGGCAGCUGUACCCGCCAGCAGUCGUCGACGCGCGAUACGAAGAUCGGAUGUACCCUCUGGCAACUCGCCUGCAGGAAUAUUUGGAGCACUUCGGCUACUUCCACAUGCAAGCUACUAAGCCGGAUAACGUGGGACAUGGCCUUGACGAAUCCCCAGUAGCUUUAACCUCCUGGCUCCUGGAGAACAUCAUGAUGGGCACAGACCGCACCGGCCAGUUCAUCGUCGACGGCAACUUGUCGCGGCACUACGACAUGAACGAUUGGCUCGACACCUUUACCAUCUACUGGGCAAGCCAGAGUGCGACGACUGCUGUGCGGUCUUAUGCCGAGUUCCUGGCGUUGAGGAGGGAUCCAUUGUCGUUUGGCAUAUUGAUGACUCCGACACCCGUCUUGUUUGCCGCCAUCAACUUUCGCUACGAGAUUGUGUACAUGCCAGACGACUUCCUUCGAGACAAGUACCCCAACCUGGUGCAGACGACCACGCUGGAUUUCGGAGGACAUUUCGCUGCCUUCCAGGUGCCGGCGGUGCUGGCUGAAAGUAUAUGGACUUCUGUGGCCAAGAUGGAAAUUGUCCGCAGAAACUAAG